AUGGCAAGGCUCACUGAUGCCGACUACGAGGCCGGCGAAACGUCUGAGAAUGUAUCAAGUCCACUUUCAGAUGCUGGGAAUACAGACAACUAUUAUGGCAGACGACUUCGGACUCGCCUAAUUAGUCUUCAUGCCCGCCUGGUUACAGAGGUCCCACUACCUGAGAAGUUAGCCACCCAGAUUCUACUCCUUGGACUUGAUGCUAACUCUAUUUUCCUCUCUCCCCUUGUGAGCGUUGACAUGGUCUGCGAACUUGGGUGGAGAUCCGCCAGUAUGUCCAUCUCCUUUCCAUCAGGUAACUGGAAAAUAACUGGCGUAUUAUAA
Molecule: messenger RNA, 324 nt
Organism: Protopolystoma xenopodis
Lineage: Eukaryota; Metazoa; Platyhelminthes; Monogenea; Polystomatidea; Polystomatidae
Source: the annotation of a GenBank genome assembly